AUGGGGUGCCGAAUAGGCGAAGCUGCAAACCCAGGGCCUGACUUUGACCUGAACCUGCAGAUGGGAGGGCUCGGUGAUCUUCUCGGGCCCUCUUUCAUCGAGUCUCUCAAGAAGCAGCUUCAGGCUGCGAUUCAAAAUGCGAUCAAGCAAGCGUUGGCUGGAUUCAGCCUUGACAUUACGGGCGCUCAGUCCUCUCAGGGCGACCCGAAAGGGCAGGCCGACACUUCCAAGGAAGAGUCGCAGCGCGCCAAGAGAAGGCGCAAGGGCAAAGGUGAUGCAGUUGAUGCUACCAAAGACCCGCCCCAACCUGAGACCGCUCCCCCAGGCCCUCCCAAGGGUGGUUCUGGACGCGGAGUGCAGCCUGAAGGCAAAGGCAAAGGGAAGAGCAAGGGAAAGGAUCCUGUGAAGCCCGACCCUUUACUUCAACGUGCGCCUCGCAAAGCUGAUGGCUGCGACCAAGGCAGCUGGCAGCAGGUGAGCCGGAAACCGCCCCAGGAGGUCUGGGCUCUUCGUGCUGAAGAUUGGGACUCUCCGGUCAUCGAGUAUAACGACGUCGCUGACAACCUCGACAAGACCACAGGUGUGUUCAAGGCCAUUGUUUUGUGCACCGAGGAGCAGGUCGCUGCUUUGUCUACGCUACUUCAAGGAUCUGGCAAGGUCCACGGCAUCACGGCUGUGGUGAUCACCAACAAUGUGGCAGACGAGCGCUGCCCUGGAGCCUGUGGCCAUAAGCUCGUGUUCAAGCGGGUCCGGUACACCCACGUUCAGUCCCCUGGUCAGACCAGGCCGAUGCCAAAGGUUUUGGGCGCCAAGCUGGCCAAGGUAGCCCCCGAGCCUACGGUGGUCCUAUACGCCAGGUUCUACAAGCACUUUGUGACACCUGCAGCCUGGGAUUCCAUUCUCAAGACGCCCCAGAUUGCCUUCCACAUGUGGACUGCAAAGCGGCAUCUUCAAGUCCAUGAGUCCUGGGGCUGGGGCAAGGAGAAGCAUGGCUCCACCUCUGAGUUCAACAAGGUCUUUGGUAUGGUCCGCGUAUCCACCAAGAACGCGGAAGCCCUGCUGAGCCAGUCUGGCGUGGAGGGCUGUUUCCUGGAUGUGCCUCGUUGGACGCAGAUCGCUGCGCAGACCACCGAAUGGAUCGAGAAGUCGCCGAAGGAGUCCUACGCCGACUACCUAGCCCGUGCUUUGACUCUUGGCUCGAAGUUUGGCCUCACCUAUGGCAUGCGCAGCUUGGGGAAGCGAGCCUGGACUGCCGAGCAGGCCCGCCUGGUUGUCUCUAAAGAGUUCGAAGGGGUCGAGAUGCUUCGGCAGCACCGCACCAAGAAGGGCACCGACUUCGUGUUCAGGGGGUCCCACACUACCGAGCAUGACAUCAUUGCCAUCCCAGUGGAGGUGGAGCAGCAGGCAAUCAAAACGCGGAGCUCGUGGUCUUUGGCCCCGCCGCGUGACCCUUUCGCGACCACUGAGCAGGUCGUUCAGCCACCCCCGCAGCAGGAUGCCUCCAUGGAACCUUCUUCUGGUCAGGCUGCUGGGACUGAAGGCACCGAGACAAAGCAGGCCCCGCCUGCUAAUGGCAAAGGCACCAAGCGGCCCGAGGGCAACGAUGCCAGUUCCAACGGCAAACGUGCCUGCGCUGCCCAGAGGGCUCUUCCGCCGGAGCUUGUGCUUAAACAGGCUGACCCUGACGGCAACUGCCUCUUCGCCUCGCUCUCUGAGGGCCUCGCACACACCACCGACGAGAAGGCCAUCAACCCCAAGCAGCUCCGUGCGGAGAUUGUGCAGCACCUCACUAAGAACCGCGAACGUUACGAGCCAGGCUGGGACCACGAGCUUCCGGAUGGCACUGCCAACCACGACUUCAACAACUACCUUCAGGCGAUCGCGCAGGACAAGACGUGGGGCGGACUGUUGGAGAUCCAGGCCUUUGCUCGCCGCUACGACACGAGGGUUAUCAUCUACCCCCGGGCACCCACGGAGCCGGUCUGCGUUGUCCAUGCAAAGGCCAAGUCCAAGGUGGUUGUGCUCGUCUUCAACGGCUCCCAUUUCGACUACCUCCUCCCGGCCUCUGGGCGCCGCUUCCCGAAGAACCUCAUGGACGUCAAGGAGGGCCCUCCGCGCGUGCCUAUGCGAGGGGGAGGGCUUUCGCGGGCAAAGUCUGUGGCCACGCGCCAGACAGUGUGGUCUGACAAUCGGGCCUCUAGCAAGUCAGUUUGCUCGCGCGAUGGACCUCGAUCUGCUGCUCCUCGCCUGGCCUCCCGGCGGACAGCCUGGACUUCACAAAAGGCGUCUAGCAUGGCUAGCGAUGUCAGCCAGGACCUUGAGGGCUGCAGUCUCAACACGCAACGAACCUUGAGCAAAUGCGCAUACCGGCAUAUUGCCCCGGUCCCUGCCAACCUUCUGUUCGCGUGUACCUUGUGUCCUUUGAAACAGCAGACGAAAAGCAUUGGGGCCUACCGAAAUUUUCGGACCAAGCACUACACCAAAUUCCACGACGGCCAGCACCUCCCGGGCAAGUUCUACAGGCCGGUGGUGCGGCAUCUUCUGCCGGAUGAGGAGGUCUUUUGGAGAUGCCCCUUGUGCCCCAUGGGUAUCUCAGUGGCCGUGCGGAAACAGAUCUUGCGUGGCACUUUUGCGGCAAUGCGGCGUGCGCACCGGGACACACAUCACUCAAAGGUGACCCGGGCCAAAUGGAAGAAGCUCAUGGCUUUGCCCCAGCAAGGCCCCAAGAACCUUCCAAAUCACAUUGAGGACUGCCGGCGCCGCAUGCUGGCCAAGACUGUGAUGAAGGAGGUCCAAAAACCACGCUACCCGGGCCUCAGCAUGUUCGUUUUCCCGCGGGCAAAGUUUGCUCAAGGCACCAAGACCAUCCUCAAGGUCUCCUGCGAGCACGCUUGGAAAUGUCAGAAGUGCCAGGCCGUGGUCAGGUCGACCCCGUUCGUUAAGCGCCACUCCAAGGGGCCUUGCCCGGAGACGCGGCCGGCCUUUGCACAGCGGCAGAUUCAACGACUUCGUGACAUUCGACAGUGGUUGCAGACGCAGAAGAAGUACACGGACGAGAAGGCUCGGCUGCUCCAGGAGAUCGAUGUGAACUAUCUCUCUGCUCCCGGCUUUGUGGAGGCUUGGCGGCACGAGGGCUACAGUGCGCUCCUGAGCGCUGGCGAUGUGAACAAGGGCUCACAUAGGGUGGCUUUGGUUUCGAAAGUGCCCCUUCGACAGGUCAAUCUGGGUUUGGCUAGGGCGCAGCCGCGCCAUGUAGCUGGGCUGGUGGAGCUGUGCAGCAGCUCCCGCAAGCAUCACCUCUUAGUGAUUGCGGCCUACGGCUUUCCUGGCGACCUGGAGGCCACCUCUGAAAUGCUGCGCGAACUGGUGGAGGCUGCGCGGGCCUUUGGUGGCUCCUUUGUGAUCUUCGGUGACUUCAACGCUACUGCAGACGAGGGCUACAUCGUCGAAGCUACUGCGAGUGGAGUGGUGAAAGUGCUGGACGCCGACUUCGAGGAGGCCCUCCCCUUCACCAACCCCUACCGCGCGGACCUGAACACCGGAGAAAAGCGACGCACCCGCCGCAUCGACUAUGCCAUCGCGGACCGCAGUACUCUGGCCAGCAGGGUGGAGCACUUUGAGCGUCCGGACCUUUCGGACCACCUCUGUGUGGGCUAUGACCUCGAGGUGGAGUGCCGCCGUUCUGACUACGUGCUCCCGAAGUUCCACGAGCUCUCACUGCAAGAUGAGGCGGCCAUUGGACUCAACUUCGACGCCGUCUGGGACGAAGAGCUGUUCUCCACCUACCUCGACGCGGCUCAGCUGGACGAGGCCUGGACGCAGCUCUCGGAUGUGGCCGAGUGCUCUCUGGGUGCCGACUUCUUCGGCUGGGCGGACAGAAGCAGACGUAGCUCCUUUUGGGAACCUGUGCGACCUCGACGAGCUGCGCACCGAUGCGGAGAGCAUGGGCACGAGUCUCGUGCAACGCAACUUCUUCGUGGCCUCCUUGGGCGACUGUCUCAGCUUCGCCAACAGCCUCACGAUGAACACCUUCAACGUGCUAUUCGACGAGGUUGUGGUCAGCUGCGGCGCGUGGUCCCGGGCUUCCCCUACAUCGACCUCUGCUACAUCGACGCCUCCAUCGACGCCGUCUCCGAGCUCUACAACGUCUACUCGGAGCAGGAGCGCAACGCAAGGCUGGAAAGAUGGCGCGUGGACACGCAACAGCAGUGGGCCAAGGCCCACACCUGGGUCAAGCGCAAGGCUGAGGAGGCGUUGAAGCUCCAGGGGCCCACUGUGAGCCCUGAUGCGAUCCCCACCUGCGUGCAUCCUGCUUCCAUGGUGGCUGAACAUGCAGAGUUGUGGCACAAAAAGUGGACCUCAUCUAGCACUUCGAAUGACGCCAGUGCUGUGCGCGGCAUACUGGCCUCCUUGCAGCAGUUUCCCCUCUCAGACCUGAAGUUCGACCUCAGCCCUGAGGACCUCAUCAGAGCUACAAAGAAGAUGAAGGGGAAGAGCCCUGGAGCAGACCAAUGGACGCCUGAGCAGCUCCUCGCCCUCCCAAAGGCGUGGUGGGCUGCUGUGGCGCGCUUGUGGUGCCGGGUUGUUGCCUGCUCCUACGUUCCUGUGGCUUGGCGCAGAGCAGUCGUUGCGCUGCUUCCCAAGCGUGGCGAGGCCACUCGGCCAAUCGCCUUAUGCUCUGUGAUCUGGAGGGCCGGGGCGAGGUGCAUGAAUGCGCAACUUCGGGGUUGGGUCGACACUUGGCUCAACCACCUGGCACUUGGAGCGGCCCCUCAGCGGGGAGUUCAGGACGGCCAUGCACGAAUCCUGCAAGCUUGGCACAUGGGAUGCCGCCGCUACGUGAAGCAGGAUUUGUCUGCCUACUUCGACAGCUUGAACAUCGAGGCGGUGGAGCUGGUCCUGGCACGACUUGGGGCUCCUCAGUGGCUGGCGGGGCUCCUGCGGUCCUUCUACACUGAGCCCCAACGCCUCUUCAAGGCUGGGGGCUGCUUUGACGCUCGCUGGCGCACUACCACCGCCGGUUUCUUGCAGGGGUGCCCGUUGUCUCCGGUCAUCGCAUUGGCGGUGGGGGCCACAUGGGCCGAGUACUGCAGGUGCUCAGACGUGGACUUGAUGAUCUUCGUCGACGACAGGGCUCUUUGGCCUCUGCCUCAUGCUGCUUGCCCAGCUACAGCUCUCCGGGCUGCCUUGCAAAGGAGCGACCGCUUUGACGAGGCCUUCAAGUUUGUCUGCAAGCCCACGAAGUGUGCAAUCGUGGUGCUCGACUCUGACUCUUCUCUGAACGAGCUCAUUGCUGAACGGGGUUACUCCAGAGAAAGCUCUCUGGAGCUUCUUGGCAUCGAGCUGAAGCUCAGCGACGGGGCCACCUCGUUGUUAAAGCUGUCGUUGCAGACUCUUUUGCUGCGACUUCGAUACCUACGACUUCUGCGACCUCGGAUGGAGUACCGACGCCGCAUCCUCACCAGCCUGAUUCACUCAGCUUUGUUUUGGGCGGCUGGGGUGGCUAGGCCUAGCGCGCGUGAAACACAACAGCUUCAGGCAGAGAUCACUGCGACUCUUAAGGACUGCAUCACCGAGGAGACGCCCCAGGUGCUCGUCUACGCGGUCUUUGGCUGGCAGUUCUCAGUGGAGUGGUACGGCGACUGGGCCGCGCUGAAGACGGCCUGGAGGUUUCAAACCCGCCCUCCUGCAUGGCUCGACACCGUCAGCUUGCAGGACACCUUUGUACCGUGGAUUCGCGUGGCGCCAGCUGCUCUGGCUGUUUUGGACCGGAUGGGAUGGAGUGCCUCGGCCAACGGCAAGGUGCUGCAGCGCACCGAUGCCCGAGGGGACACACGGCGCUUCUUCUUUGGCUACGACAACCUCGGCGUCCUCAAGCACUGGCUUAAGGAGGAGCACCAACGGCGAGGCGUGCACCGAUGCGGGCGAGUUAAGCGGUCGCUUCAUCGCGCCGAACCCGAGUGUGCGCGCGGUCUCGCACUACCUGGUCCCCCUCACGGUCAACACCACGCCCUUGCUGGACACCGUCUUCUUGGUCGACAAGGCCCUGUGGAGCUGCGGCGCGCGGCCAUGGCAACUGGAGGUAGUGCGUGGCACACUGCUGCGAAACUUCGCCGUCCUCGGGACGUGCCAGUUCAGUGCCUGUGCGGGGGCUUAUGGCCCAGCCGGGCCCACCUCGCGUGGGCGUGCGAGAAAACUGCGGUCUGCAGACAUGAGGUGCCUUUGCCCCGUGAACGCGCUCAGGAGCGGCUUUUCGCUGCCCAGAUCGAGGCGUACCCGCCGGCGCCGCCAGCAGUGGACUUGGAGGGAUUCGAGCAGGACGUCGCUGACCACCUCGAGGCCUUCUUCAAGGACGACGCGGAGCUGUUCCUCGCAAGCGACGGCAGCGCCAAGGAGGGAGUUGGAGCCUUCGCCAUCGUUACCGCCGAGGCCUCUUUCGGUACGGGUGAUGCUUCGGAGGACCAAUCUGCGUUCAGAAACGAGGCCCUGGCACUGCUCUACAUCACACGUGCUCUACAACGACUGCCUGGAGAUCGACGAGGACGUGUUCAUGUGCUUUGCGACUGCCAAGCUGCACUGCAAGGAGUGGCUCGGCCGGGCAUGUCUGCUCUUCCUUGCAUCUUCGAGGAGAUUGCGACCAAUCUGCGGAACUUGCAAAGUCGGGGCAUUGCUGUCAGCCUCACUUGGGUGCCUGCGCAUGGCAGAAAGAGGCACUGGAGGCCACCUGAUGGAAUCAGUGCUGAGUUGUGCCGGGACCUCAACGACAAGGCCGAUGCUGCGGCCAACUGUGCACGUGAGAACAGAGCUGCCCACUCCAGACGGGCACUUUGGCACCAGGCCUUUGAAGAGGCCACUGCUUGGGAAACGCAGGCGAUCCAGGCUGCUGCGGCUGCUGGGCUGCUUCUGGCUGCUGCUGUGGAGAGGCAGCCUGCUCUCAGUGAUGGCGAGGAGCUCGGGGACUUGGAUCUGUCAGAGGUGGACGGGGAUUCCAGCAUCAACGAGAGUGCCCUUCAAGAGGCUUGGCAGCUGGAGGAUGAGCUUCGAGAGGCCAAGGAAGAACUGAGGCAGCUCGGCCUCCGAUGCCAUCAGGCUGGCAUGGCGGGUCUGGAGCGAAAGCCUUUUCCAGCAUCGGCGUCUCCAGCUUUCCGGCCCGAAGUUCCGCAGGAGCCGUUUAACCUCGAACCUCCGCCAAUUGCGAGGAAGCAGCACGACUCCCUGCUAGAGGCUGCGCAGUCCUUGGUGUCCAACACGGGCAAUGCCGAUUGCACGGAGCUGUCCGAGCGUCUGGUGGCAGAAAACCUUCGCCUGGAGUCUGAGAUGCAAGAGCUCCAACACUUCAUCGAGGCCCAGCCGCUGAAUUCUGGCGGCCACUGGGACCCAUGGCAGCCCCUGGCCGGUGCCAUGCACGAGUCGCAUGGCAAGCUGCGAAGCUCCAUGCAGCAGCAGCUGCAAAGCUCGCAGGAGGCCCUUCAACUGCUGCGCCAGGCGCUGCAUCAUCUCGGGGACAUCGCAGACGUGGCAUGUCCCCCCCCAGAAGUCCGAACUCAAGUUGUGAACCUGUUGCAGGGCAUCGCCGCGGCAGAGGCGCAGCUUGUGUCGGAGCGGCGCAAGCGCCGAGCCUGUGCCAGGGAGCUGCGGGAGCUCGAGGGAAAAAGAUCCGAGUGCUUGGGAGCUGUCAGGUUCACGCUUGCACGCAGUGAUUUAGAGUUCUAG
This is a messenger RNA of Symbiodinium natans, 7713 nucleotides long. The record is from the annotation of a GenBank genome assembly. Lineage: Eukaryota; Dinophyceae; Suessiales; Symbiodiniaceae.